Molecule: messenger RNA, 1232 nt
Organism: Cyphomyrmex costatus
Lineage: Eukaryota; Metazoa; Arthropoda; Insecta; Hymenoptera; Formicidae
Product: transcription factor Sox-19b
Exons: 6
Coding region: 60-1232 (390 amino acids)
Biological process (GO): brain development; neuron differentiation; positive regulation of transcription by RNA polymerase II
Cellular component (GO): nucleus
Molecular function (GO): RNA polymerase II cis-regulatory region sequence-specific DNA binding; DNA-binding transcription activator activity, RNA polymerase II-specific
Source: RefSeq, a predicted model, not a curated record
AUCACGGCAGCAAAAUUGAUCUGGAGUUGCAUCAACGAGCCGCCGCCGCCGGCCACUUUAUGAGAGCCGGCGGCAACAUGUGCGACGGCUCUUUCACAGAAACCCUGCGUAGUAUGCAAGGGAUGACGGGAACGUCACCACCGGGUAGUGCCGGUGUCAGUCACAUGGGGGUCGGCCUCAUGGGGGGGAGCAGUCCGCUCGGCUCAGCAGGCAAGAAGGUGCCAGUGGAACACAUCAAACGGCCAAUGAACGCUUUCAUGGUUUGGUCGCGGCUACAGCGGCGGAAGAUUGCACAAGAGAAUCCGAAAAUGCACAAUAGCGAAAUCUCCAAGCGACUAGGAGCAGAAUGGAAGCUCCUGACGGAGGAUGAAAAGCGCCCGUUCAUCGAUCAGGCGAAGAGGUUACGUGCACAACACAUGAAAGAACAUCCUGAUUAUAAAUACAGACCACGAAGGAAACCCAAAACUUUGCGAAAAGAAGGUUAUCCUUACAGCAUUCCGUACCCAAGUGUUCCCAUGGACGCUCUUCGAGCAGGAAUGGCCGGUAGCAUGGGACAGGCUGCAAUGGGCUCCUAUUACACCCCCGCCGCGGCCUACGGCUCGCUCUCAGCGGCUAGCAUGGCCGUAGCAGCGGCACAACAAUCAGCUGGUCUCGCCAUGUCUACGUUAUCUUCACCCGCUCGAAUAGUCACGAUGGACGCCAUGAAGUACUCUAUGGAGACUGAUAAAUAUCGCGCUGCUUAUAUGCCGCCCAGCACUCUAGCAAUGAGCAUGUAUCCAGAUCCUAAAUACUUGGAUUCUUCCAAUCCUAAGACUUAUCUGGACCGUACAUACUUAGACGCGAAGGCAUACUUCGAGCAGUCGAAGCUAUACAUGGAUCAGAAACCUGCUAUUGGAGAAUACAAUCGGCCCAGCUACGAGCCCAACAAACUCUACGAGGAGUCCAGCCCAAACAGUGUCGUCGGCGGAAACGGACCCACAAGAUCACCGCCCGCGGAAUCGCCAGACACAAGCAAGCAACACGAAAGGACAGAACAAGGCUCGUCCAGCGCGAGUUCGACAUCGACAUCAUCGGCUGCGAGUCCCGGCGCGAAUUUGCCGUCAACGUAUUAUCCCGCAUCAGUUCAAGCUAGCGGUCUGCUGACUCCGCAAAUGGCUCAAGCAUACGGUGGAUAUCAAAUGGCACCAACAUCGGGAAGCGAAUCCUUUCGGCGACCGUUGGUCAUCUUGUGA